Messenger RNA from Moneuplotes crassus, 917 nucleotides. The record is from the annotation of a GenBank genome assembly. NCBI's taxonomy places the organism in Eukaryota, Ciliophora, Spirotrichea, Euplotida, Euplotidae.
AGAUGACAACUUGAUUUGGAAGAGGUAUCAGAGAAGCAGAGAUAGAAAUCUUGGAAAUGGGAAGGUACACUAUCAAAUUCCUGCUGAAGAAGUGUCAUAUCUCCAUGGCCAACGCACUCAGAAGAGUUAUGAUCUCAGAUGUUCCCACUAUGGCGAUAGACUUGAUCUAUGUGAAUGAAAAUACUAGUGUACUUCAUGAUGAAUUUCUAGCCCACAGACUCGGACUCAUUCCUUUUAAGAGUGAAUGCAUAGAUGAUUAUGAGUUCUUCAGACAAUGCUCAUGUAAGCCAUCUUGUCACAAGUGCAGUAUUGAGUUUAACCUCAGAGAGAUAGCUCUAGAUGAAGUGAAGGACAUUACCACAGACCAUAUCAAUGCGAUUAAGCCUGACUGUGUGAUCAAACCCACCAAGUAUAUCAGUGACCAAGGCACUGAAGAAGAUCCCAUUCUGAUAGCCAAGCUUGCCAAGAACCAGAAGAUAGACAUUCAAUGUGUUGUGAGAAAGGGAACAGGGAGAGAGCAUGCAAAAUGGUCUCCAGUGUCAACAGUCAAAGUCCAGCAAGUCCCAAUCAUUGAAAUCAGUGAAGAUCUAAAUGACAUCCUUGACGAUGAUGAAAAGAAGGGACUUGUCAAUUCUUGUCCAGCUGCAGUCUACAAGAUGAACAAUCAGAAGCAAACUAUCGAAAUAGAGGAUCCUACUAAUUGCAUGCAGUGCCAAGAAUGUUCAAUCUACUGAGAUAGCCUUAACAAGAAAGAGAACUUGCUAACUGUAGAUGAAGAUGAGAGCAACUUUAUUUUCAAUAUUGAAAGCACAGGAGCGAUCCCACCUGAAGAAAUUGUUUCCAAGGCUAUUACUAUCCUUGCUGAAAAAACUAGUGAACUUGCUGUUGCUGCAGGACAGUGCAAAGAUAGCGACUAA